Messenger RNA from Nematolebias whitei (Rio pearlfish), 547 nucleotides. Its product is annotated as growth arrest and DNA damage-inducible protein GADD45 alpha. Gene Ontology annotation, cellular component: nucleus; cytoplasm. NCBI's taxonomy places the organism in Eukaryota, Metazoa, Chordata, Actinopteri, Cyprinodontiformes, Rivulidae. Bases 77 to 547 code for a protein of 156 amino acids. The record is from RefSeq and is a predicted model, not a curated record. The transcript has 4 exons. Gene Ontology annotation, biological process: regulation of cell cycle.
GAGAAGUGAGUCCACCCGGCACACAGAGACCGGCUCAGGUCUGGACCAGGACGCUGUCGGACACCGAACCGUCUGGAUGUGCAAUAUGACUUUGGAAGAAACCGGCGGAGAGCGCUCUACAGAGAGGAUGGACUCGGUGGCUCAGGCUCUGGAGGAGGUGCUGAGCUCUGCGUUGCCUCAGGGUUGCAUCACUGUGGGAGUGUAUGAAGCUGCAAAGUCUCUGAAUGCGGAUCCAGACAAUGUGGUGUUGUGCCUCCUGGCUGCAGAACAUGAGGAUGUGGCGCUGCAGAUUCACUUCACCUUGAUCCAAGCUUUCUGCUGCGAGAACGACAUCAACAUCCUGCGGGUGGGCAACAUGAGGCGCCUGGCGGAGAUCCUCGGCGGGGUGAAGCCUGGAGGGGAGCCCAUGGACCUGCACUGUGUUCUAGUUACUAACCCGCAGUCGGCCCUGUGGAAGGACCCCGCCCUGAGCAAGGUGAACAGAUUCUGCAGCGACAGCCGCUGUUUGGAUCAGUGGGUUCCGGUCAUCAACCUCCCCGACCGGUGA